AUGACUGAACAAAAUGAUAAAGAGCAAUCAUCACACCAACACCAUGACAAUAAUUUGAUUAUGAAGGAGGAAGAAUCAAUUGAUCGAGAAAAUAAUUUACAAACAAUUUUGGAGCAACAAGAAGAACAACAGGAAUAUUCGGAAGAAGUGGACGAAAAUACUAAUAAUAAUAGGACAAAACAACAUGUAGUUUCCGAUCAAGUAUCAAGUGAUGAUGAUAAUAAUAAUGGAAUUAAAAAAGGCAUGUUCGGAAGAAGAGCAUGGGAUGAUCAUACCUAUGAACAAAGAGCAAUGGAUAGAAUGAAUAGAGGAGCCAAUUUUGAUUCGGAUGAGAAGAGAAAGCCUAGCAUUUCUAGAUCGGAGGCACUUCAAAGAAAGCCACUCGAAGCUAGAGAAGGUAAACUGCUAACUGAUAACCAAGUGGGAAAGAAGGGUAUUGUUGAUGUUACUUCCGAUGGAAAACAAUUAUUACCAAAUUCCAAAACAAAGGUAAAAUCAAAACAAAAGGAAGAAUCUGUAGAUCCAACCAAGAUGGCUGGCUUUUAUUGCAAAGUAUGUGACAGGAAUUUUAGAGAUUCACAUGCCUAUAUCGAUCAUUGCAACACAAAAUCUCACUUAUCAAGGAUGGGAGUCUCCAAUAGAGCUGUUAAAGCAACAGCUGACGAUGUCAAACAAAAAUUACAAGCUAAAAUUGCUGCUAAAAAGGCAAAUGCUCAAACUAAAUAA
This is a messenger RNA of Naegleria gruberi, 726 nucleotides long. RefSeq lists its product as uncharacterized. The record is from RefSeq and is a predicted model, not a curated record. Gene Ontology annotation, molecular function: nucleic acid binding; zinc ion binding. Bases 1 to 726 code for a protein of 241 amino acids. The transcript has a single exon. Lineage: Eukaryota; Heterolobosea; Eutetramitea; Acrasida; Naegleriidae. Gene Ontology annotation, cellular component: U4/U6 x U5 tri-snRNP complex; spliceosomal complex. Gene Ontology annotation, biological process: mRNA splicing, via spliceosome.